Molecule: messenger RNA, 1135 nt
Organism: Closterium sp. NIES-67
Lineage: Eukaryota; Viridiplantae; Streptophyta; Zygnematophyceae; Desmidiales; Closteriaceae
Source: the annotation of a GenBank genome assembly
UCCUGAACGUUGGCCAUCAUUUCUGAUAUUCCCCUCUUCCGAGUUUGCCUUCUUCUAUUGUAGCUUUCACUGUAAGAAACCUCAGCCUAAUCUCAUGGCGAUGCACUUUAUCAACCGCAACAGAGUUAAUAACCUGGUAGAGUUUUAUAUUCGCGAGCAGCAGGAGAGCCACGCGGCACGGAAUCCUCCAUUCAAGGCGUACCCUUCUAGCUUCCAGAGCGCAUCGGCGUCGAAAAAGAGACAGCUUAGCGACUCGGAGGGGUCCGAGGAGCAGCGGCAGUCGGAGUCCAACAUCACGCACACGUCGCAGCACAGCACUCCCGGACAUGACGGCCACUGCGCGACGUCCGCUCACUCGGACGAAGCGGAGCUGGCCAGCUUAGACGAAGAGCUCCUGUGUCGCGGCGCGUCCGACCUGCUGCUGCUUCGCAUGGCUGGGUCGCCGCCGGAGACGGAAGCUCACGAAAUGUUUGCCGAGAGGGUUUCAGCCACCUCGGAGAAGCACCUCGACCUGAACGCGGAGCCAGCGAGCCCGUCCGACAGCCCGACAGCGACGCUCGCUCAAUCGUCGGAGGAUCUUUCAGCUCCAGUUACCCGACCGACGAGACGCGCGAAGGAAUCUGGUCAUUUCGCCGCAUGCAGCGACGCCGCCGCGGAGACGAGCCACAAGCGGAAGCGACCGGCGCAGCAGCCGACCAAGACGUGUCCGAAAUGCGGAAAGAAAUUCUCCACUGGACAAGCUCUUGGCGGACACAUGCGGAAGCACUGGAAUGGGUCCAUUCGCGUGCAGACGAAGCAGCUUUUAGCGGAAGUGAGCCCUACGAGGACCAGCAGCCCCGCUCACAGCCACAGCCACGAGUCGGAUCUCGCCUCGCCUCAGCACGAUGUUAAGCAGAGGCGGACCAACGAGGCGGAGUCGAAUGUGAGGCUGCUCGCUGACAGUGAUAUUGAUCUGAGCCUGAAAAUAUGAAUACUACAGGGAUUUACAGGCUUCUGAGGUGCCUGUGCUAGUAAAAAUCCCGUUAGAAGUUGCUGCUGCGAUCCCAAUGUUUCAUCUCACAGCAAUGUAGGUGUAGUGUGCCAGCAUACCAGUGUACAAAUUCAUACCUUUUUCAUGUGGAACAAGUGGGGCACA